AUGUGGACUUCCACUCUCUUCAUUAUUAUUAGCACUCUCCUUUCGACAUGGCACUCUCUAGCCUCUGCGCAGGAAGUUUCCUAUGUGUCAGGCAUGGGCCGGGAUGAACAUGGCCUGGAUUCAACACCCCUCGUCGAUGGAAAUGUCCAGUUUAGUUUCGGGCAGUUCGUCAGCACCAUAGAGGCAAUCACCAACACCCUUUUCAACGGACCCAAUCGCACAAUCGACCAUGUUCUACCGGUCGACAAGAUUUAUGGUGUUAAUAUUGGUAAUUGGUUGCUCUCUGAGCCAUGGAUCUUCCCGGGAAAGUGGAUAGCCAUGGGCGGAGAAAUAUGCAACGACUGUUCAAAAUGCCGCAUGUCAGAGUGGUCACUUUCAAACUAUCUCGGUCGCAACAAAACCAAUCAAGUGUUCCAAGAACACUGGGCCAGUUGGUUGACCCAAGACGACGUGGAUGCGAUCGUGAAUGCAAAGUUGAAUACGGUUAGGAUCCCAAUCCCAUUUUGGGUGGUGGAGGAUAUCGUGGAUACUACCACUGAACCAUACGCGCAAGGGGGAUUAGAUGAGCUAAUCCGAGGUUUGGAGAUGUUCCGGAAGGCUGGAAUCUGGGUCGUCCUUGACCACCACGCCCUUCCUGGAGUUUCCGCUUCCAACCAGAUGUUCGCAGGUAAUUGCACCAAGAACGUUCAAUUCUACUCCUCUCAAGACGACUACAACUACAAGCGUGCCGUGACGUGGGCUAUUGUCAUGACGUUCCUCACUCAUCGUCAUCCUGCCUUCAAGACCGUUUUCUCCAUCGAGGCUAUCAAUGAGCCCAUCAUGAAUUACGCGCAGACUCCCGGCCUCAGCCAAUAUUACAAGGCCUUCGUUCUUGGAGUUCGACUCACUGAACUCUCCCUCGGCAUCAUUUGCGAUCGUACCCUUGCCGCAGGUGCUCUCACAAAUGACAUUGUUCUCACCGCAUUCAUCAAGGCUAUUCCGAUCAUUGCCAAGCUGGCCUGGAAGUAUAACAUCGAGGACGUCAAUUUUGACUUCUUGAACGCGCUUGUGGGUACGAGAGGCAAGGUGAAGCUGAGGGAUUUGAAAAAUUGGCUGAACAAUGGGUUGAUCGGGAGAAGGUGUAUUGCCACACAAUUCAUGAAUCGUGACUGGCAGUACAGCACUGAUGGGACUCCUGUUCCUAAUCCUGCUGAUGCUGCUCGCGGUCCUCAGCUUUACGACAACCAUAUCUACUUCAACUUUGGUGGCGUCUCAAAGAACCAAACUGAAUAUUCCUACAUGGUCACUAUUUGCAACUACACUCAUAUCGCUCAAGAGGCAUCCAUCAGGAAUGCACCCCUCUACACAGGCGAGUGGGCCAUCAGCACAAGUUGGGAUGCGACGGAUGAGUUCUUGAAGAAAUGGGGAGAUGCGCAAAAAUUGGCAUAUGGCGUAGGGUCAGGUUGGACGUUCUGGACGUGGAAAGUCGAUCCGGAUGCAACGGUUCCCAGGCAGGAUAUGUGGUCCUAUCAAACUGCCCUUAAAAAUGGGUUACUCACGCUGGAUCCUUCUGCUGUUUUCGAUCCCAAUGUUUGUGCCCCAUACAAAUAG
Molecule: messenger RNA, 1590 nt
Organism: Cantharellus anzutake
Lineage: Eukaryota; Fungi; Basidiomycota; Agaricomycetes; Cantharellales; Hydnaceae
Product: glycoside hydrolase
Exons: 9
Coding region: 1-1590 (529 amino acids)
Biological process (GO): glucan catabolic process
Cellular component (GO): cell surface; extracellular region
Molecular function (GO): beta-glucosidase activity
Source: RefSeq, a predicted model, not a curated record